Molecule: messenger RNA, 1284 nt
Organism: Neltuma alba
Lineage: Eukaryota; Viridiplantae; Streptophyta; Magnoliopsida; Fabales; Fabaceae
Product: GDSL esterase/lipase At5g62930
Exons: 6
Coding region: 140-874 (244 amino acids)
Molecular function (GO): hydrolase activity, acting on ester bonds
Source: RefSeq, a predicted model, not a curated record
CAGACCCCCUGAUUGUGAAUUGGUUGUCAGUUACUUCAUCUGCAGUGCAAGUUAGAAAUCUGUCCCACAAUUUUUGAGGCGCCUGGUUGGUGAUCAAAUCGCUGGCCUGAGUGGGGAAGCCUGGGCAGUGUAACUUACAAUGAGGCCUCAGAUCGUGUUGUUUGGAGAUUCGCUGACGGAGCAAUCCUUCCGACCUGGCGGAUGGGGUGCUGCUCUUGCCAACUCAUAUUCUCGCAAGGCUGAUGUUCUCAUUCGUGGAUAUGGUGGAUACAACACCAGGUGGGCUUUGUUCUUGUUGCAUCACAUAUUCCCUCUGGACUCAACCAAACCUCCUGUUGCUACCACAAUUUUCUUUGGUGCUAAUGAUGCUGCUUUGUUGGGAAGAAAUAGUGAAAGGCAACAUGUACCUAUUGAAGAGUACAAGGAGAAUCUUAGAAAGAUUGUUCGACAUUUGAAGUUGCAGGAACGGUCGCCAGCUAUGCUAAUUGUGCUUAUUACUCCACCGCCAGUUUGUGAGGAAGGGCGUGAUGCUUAUGCAAGAUCUUUAUAUGGCGAGAAUGCCAGAAAACUGUCAGAAAGAACAAAUGAAGUAACAGGUGAAUAUGCAAAAGCUUGUAUUGAAACAGCUGAGGAAUUAGGUGUUCGCUUUAUCAAUCUUUGGUCCAAGAUGCAAGAGUCAGAUGGUUGGCAAAAGAAAUUUUUAAGUGAUGGCUUGCACCUUACGCCAGAAGGAAACGAAGUAGUGUACCAAGAAGUCACAAGGGUGUUCAAUGAGGCGUGGCUUUCUGCUGAAGAAAUGCCAUAUGAUUUUCCUCACCACUCACUAAUUGAUGGAAAAAGUCCUGAGAUUGCUUUCCAGCAAAAAUGUUUGUGAAUUUUGAUAUCCACGGACUCUUUGGGGGUUGAACUUUCGCUAUGUUGUACUCCUACUGUGCUGAGUUUGGUGAGGAGUUCAUGGAAUUUUCUUCCUGAACUAGAUAGGUUUUUCUAACAGAACAAGAUUGAAGUUUAUUCCUGACCGAAGUUGCCCCAUUGAGAAACAUUUAUGAAAUGGACAUGGGCUGUUCGGCUGGUCUUUCACAUUCAGAGCCACUCGUUCCGUAAGCUGUGAAAAUGGGCCCAGUGGUUGGGUUAGGCAAGGCUGGGGUGAAGUUUCAUCUGUUCAUUUUAUACAUGGCUUAUGGCCCAUUCCAUCAUCGCCCUAGGGGUGGGUCGGCUCAUGUGUGAGUUUAUGUAUUUUUAUUUUUUGUUCAGUUCAAUCCUCAAUGCUUUAAAGAAGGUCAA